Messenger RNA from Daldinia vernicosa, 826 nucleotides. RefSeq names its product cytochrome b5. The record is from RefSeq and is a predicted model, not a curated record. Gene Ontology annotation, molecular function: heme binding. The transcript is spliced from 2 exons. The coding region runs from base 232 to 486 and encodes 84 amino acids. Lineage: Eukaryota; Fungi; Ascomycota; Sordariomycetes; Xylariales; Hypoxylaceae. Gene Ontology annotation, cellular component: membrane; intracellular membrane-bounded organelle.
GGCGGGAAGUUUGCGAUAAGCUGGCUUUCUCGUUUCUCAACAACCGCGAAGCUCCUGAGUCACUACAGCACGGAUUUACUUAUUUCAUAGUGCCUAUCGUAUAAACAAUUAAUUACUAGACACAUCCUUCGUCUAUCACAAUUUCACAAACUUCAUACCAGCGUGAACAUCUUCCCAAGUUAAGCCGAGUUUCUCCAAAGUCCAGCGCCGAAUCCCGCACCUCCAUCCACCAUGUCCAAGACAUUUACAGCGAAAGAUGUUGCCGAACACAAGGACGAGAAGAACGGCAUGUACAUAAUCGUAGAUAGCGGCGUCUAUGAUAUCACAAAUUUCCUCGACGAGCACCCGGGAGGAGCAAAGAUCCUCAAGCGCAUGGCUGGCAAAAACGCGACGAAGCAAUUCUGGAAGUACCACGGCAAGAACGUUCUAGACAAGUACGGCGGUAAGCUGAAGGUUGGGGAGUUGACCGAGACGGCGAAGUUAUGAGAGAGUGGGGAGGGGGGAGGUGUAUGGCAGACGUUUUAAUGCUAGGGGAAUUCCUCAUACCGCAAGAUUAGCGAGGUCGUGAUCGCAUACGUCGUUGUGGUGUUUGGCUUGCAUAUGCAGAUUUAAGAGUUGUCAAUUUACUAUGGGGUUUGAAGUAAUCUUGAGCGCCAUUGCGAGAACCUCCUUAAGCCUUAUAAAGGGUAUACAUACAUGGGUACCAGUUAUAUCAUGUCCGCAAACCUGUUGCCUGCAAUAAUACUCUUUCCUCUGAAUCCAACUCCUAUUCUGAAGCGCUAUAGGCCUCCAAUUUUUAUAUUAAAUAGGAAUCCAGGUGCUAAUA